AUGUCCUCAUGCCAGUCCACGCCACCGCGAUCAGAAUCCAGCGAAAACAUCAUAGUUUUCGAAAGCCACCGCGCCAGCGAAGAAGCCAACCCAGCCCCCAACCAGGAAUACUCGCUGUCGUGCCCCACCGACGAGACCUCCAUCUACAAUGCCGCGCGAACCAACUCCCCCAUCGAAGGCUAUCCCCGCCACUCAGAGCCAGGCAGCACAGUGAAAAACAGCCUGCACGCCCGAGAAGCUGCCAACAUGGCGAUGUUCCUCUCUCGCACAUCGGAGCCCGCAUCCCGUCUAACGCAGCACGGCUCUGACCCCGGCGGUGCGGCGCAGAAGAGCAAAGACCGCUGGUGGCAAUCGCUGUUCUGGUCGGAUAACCACGCGCCAUGCUCGACGGAUAGUGAGAAAGAUGAAGAAGAGGUCUCGUCGCCGGAUGAGUCGUCGCGGACGACCCUCUCUAGUCGGCGCCAACACCUGAAAGCCGCGAGUCUCGAUGAUACUGUGUCCACUGCUCGGAUGUCGAAGUGGCCGGGGGAUGUUGGGUCGCCUGUGAGUCCGGCGCAGCCUAAGUAUCCACCGCCGGUGAGGCCGGCUACGCCGCCGGGACUGCCGUCGUUUGGGACGCCGGAGGCGAUGUGUUUUGCGACGCAGUAUGCUGUUCGUUCUGCGCCGUCUCAUCGGCAGGGUCGGAGGGGGGACCAGCCCUCCACGGGCAGACGUCGCAGGCGCGCUGCUUCAUACGGGGAAUGGUUGCGCAGGCUGUUUGGUUCUUCUGCGGCUGUGCAGACCCGGCCGAACUUGCAGUUGGGUCAGCUUGCCAGGGCGGAGGACGGCACGAUCGUCCAGGGUCGCUUUCCCUAUAGGAAUAGUGCUCACGGGACGCAUAUGGGAGGUAGAGGGUUAGAGAGCCAUCCGUUCCAUCGAGGGACGCUUCCCGUCGCGGAGUGCAGUCUUGUCAACGGUGCUGCUGCAUCCCUUACCCGAGGUGGUCACGGCGCGAGGCAGCGAGGCGGUAUCUUGCUGGACUGGCGGACCCCAAGUCCCAACCGUGAAGCGGGUGUUAACUCCCCAGCCCCGAAAGGUGCCCUCGCUGCUCUCCUCCGCCAUGUAGCAGCGUCAACAGGCCCAGCAAGCCGACCCUCAGCCCGCACUACCUGUCCGCCCCUCUCACAUUACCACUCCUGCUCCUCCCAGCCCAUCACAGCCCAGCCCCGCGCAUCCAGAGCAGUCCUAGGCUACACCGUCGACCCCUCAACAGUCUGCUCACUAAUAACAACACGAUCACCCCCAGACCAACAAAACCCCCAAACCGACGACCAACACGAAGACACGAGUCUCUGGCACCAGUCCAAACAGCUCAUCAACACCUACCUCUGCUGCUCCUGCAGCUCCGCCCCCGAGCAAGACACACUCUUCUACCCGUCCAACGAGACCUACAUGACCGCCCACGGCUGGAUUUCGAAUGUCAAUAGCGUCGAGAACGCCCGCGGAAACUCUAAUGUGGGUAAUGAUACCGUGCGUGUGAAUCGAGACGGUGGACGCUGGUGGGGUUUGGGGGGUGCGUGGAGGUCGUUUAAAGGGUUUGCGGCGAGGAAUGUGCUGGUUGUUGAUAGUGUGAUUGCUUAG
This is a messenger RNA of Aspergillus campestris IBT 28561, 1620 nucleotides long. RefSeq lists its product as uncharacterized. The transcript has a single exon. NCBI's taxonomy places the organism in Eukaryota, Fungi, Ascomycota, Eurotiomycetes, Eurotiales, Aspergillaceae. The coding region runs from base 1 to 1620 and encodes 539 amino acids. The record is from RefSeq and is a predicted model, not a curated record.